AUGGUCAGAGGGCAGCGAUAUCCCAAAAAGAAGAAAGCCGCACUUAAUAUUUUACCAGAGAGCUAUACAUUGGAGUAUGUGUGCCUGGGCCAUGUUAAUAAAGAGUCACUUUCAAAGCUACUCACACCUUCAGCUUCCAAACAGGAACGUGUGCGUUUGGAUGGACACCCAUGGGAGAUGCAGGGAGGGCAGGGAAGCCCCAGUUCUGUGCUUUCUGGAAAUCACAACAGCUGCCACUGGGGCUUGGCCCUCUCUGUGGGAAGCAAGUAUGUGUAUCAGCCUAUGACCCCUGUGGAGCAGCUUCCAAGCACUGAGAUUCCUGCAAAGCCUCGGGAACCCACGAACACCAUUCAGAUCUCAGUCUCACUCACUGAACACUUUUUGAAAUUUGCAUCUGUCUUCCAACCACCCCUCCCCCCUGAUUCACCAAGGUACUGUAUGAUCUCAGACCUCUUUAUCGACAACUAUCAGGUUAAAUGUAUUAAUGGGAAGAUGUGUUACGUGCAGAAGCAGCCGGCGCCACAUUCCCACAAAAUGAGCCCUGAGGAGGUCUCUGCACAUGAUGCCUUAAUUUCAAGAGAGAGCAGUACACCAAAAAUAGAUCACUGCUCUUCUCCCUCAAGUUCUGAGGACUCCGGGAUCAAUGCCAUUGGGGCUCACUAUGUGGAAUCAUGUGAUGAGGACACAGAAGAAGGAGCAGAACUGAGUUCAGAGGAAGAUUACAGUCCGGAGAGCAGCUGGGAACCGGAUGAGUGCACCCUUCUCUCCCCUUCACAGUCAGAUCUGGAAGUGAUUGAAACAAUAGAAACCACCGUGUGAAAGUCCAAGCAGGAAGCCAUGGCCUCUGAUCCAUGCUGAGC
Molecule: messenger RNA, 860 nt
Organism: Puma concolor (puma)
Lineage: Eukaryota; Metazoa; Chordata; Mammalia; Carnivora; Felidae
Source: RefSeq, a predicted model, not a curated record